Molecule: messenger RNA, 606 nt
Organism: Camellia sinensis
Lineage: Eukaryota; Viridiplantae; Streptophyta; Magnoliopsida; Ericales; Theaceae
Source: RefSeq, a predicted model, not a curated record
AUGUCUCUUAGUGAAUCUUUUCAAGUGGCGGCUAUUAUUGAAAAAUUACCAUUGACCUGGAGGGAUUUCAAAAACUAUUUAAAACAUAAACGCAAAGAGAUGUCACUAGAGGAUUUGAUUGUUCGCUUGCAGAUUGAAGAGGAUAAUCGUGGUUCUGAAAAUAAAAAUGGACAUCAUCUCAUGGAAUCUAGGGAAAAUAUUGUGGAACAUAAGCCAAAGUCAACAAUAAGAAAAAGAAACAUCCCGAAGAGAGCUCCAAGCAAGGUGUUAAAAGUGGAGACAGCCAGAAUUUUAAUGGCAAGUGCAGUCAUCGUGUUUGAAGUCAAUUUAGUAGACAACCCCAAAGCAUGGUGGGUGGACACAAGCGCCACUGACCACAUUUGUUUCAAGAAAAAGAUGUUCUUAUCAUAUCAUGCGGCAGAAGAUGGAGAACAACUUUACAUGGGGAAUUCUUCGACUUCCAAAGUUGAGGGACAAGGGAAUGUGGUGCUAAUGAUGUCAAGCAAAGAACUCACUCUCAAAGAUAUGCUGUAUAUACCAGAUAUUCGAAAGGACUUGGUUUUUGGAUCGUUGCUGAGCAAGAAUGGGUUUAAAUUAGUGUUUUAG